Messenger RNA from Puntigrus tetrazona (Sumatra barb), 1440 nucleotides. It is a transcript of the gene sdhdb, whose product is annotated as succinate dehydrogenase complex, subunit D, integral membrane protein b. The record is from RefSeq and is a predicted model, not a curated record. The transcript is spliced from 4 exons. The coding region runs from base 74 to 550 and encodes 158 amino acids. Gene Ontology annotation, biological process: mitochondrial electron transport, succinate to ubiquinone; tricarboxylic acid cycle. Gene Ontology annotation, cellular component: membrane; mitochondrial envelope. Lineage: Eukaryota; Metazoa; Chordata; Actinopteri; Cypriniformes; Cyprinidae. Gene Ontology annotation, molecular function: heme binding; ubiquinone binding.
AGGUUAAUUUCACUAGCAGCCGGCAUUAGUACAUCCGGGUGAUUCCAGUGACCUUGGGUUGGUUGUGAGAAUCAUGGCGGCUCUUGUCAGGAUAAGUUCUGUUUGCCACAGAGGUGUCAGACCUCUGUUAUUUCGCUCUUCCUCCCUCAUCAGACCCUUGGCCGUUCAAAAGAAGGAUCGUGAUUGUCCGUACUUGUUAUCAGCAAAGAUCCAUGCCACUCCGUUCAACUGUGCCAGUUCUGGGUCUAAAGGCGCUUCCUUGCACUGGACGGGUGAGCGGAUCGUGAGUGUAGUUCUUCUGGGUUUGGCACCCAUUGCAUAUUAUUGCCCCGGCCCUGCUGUUGACUACUCUUUAGCAGCUGCUAUUACUCUACACGGUCACUGGGGUCUUGGCCAGGUCGUGACCGAUUACGUUCACGGAGACUUUAAAAUCAAGAUGGCUAAUGCUGGCCUCUUCCUCCUGUCGACCGUCACCUUCGCCGGCCUGUGCUACUUCAACUACCACGACGUAGGCAUUUGUAAAGCCGUGGCCCUGUUGUGGAGUAAAUGACUGGACUGAGAUGGGGGAUGGGAUCCGCUUUCGUCAUCAGAGUUCCAGUUUAUUGUAUACAUUUGUGACAUUAAAUGUAAAUUCUAUAAAUAUAUAAUUUUUGACAACACUGUGUCGAUUUGCAGGUGUUUUUAAUUGUUAAUGUUAUCAGUUUGUUCAGAACAUGCUCAGCUUUUGCUUAAGAUGGAGAUCUCUGCAUGCCAUCCAAUCUCUUGUCUGGCAAAUCAGUGUUUCUGAAGCAGCAAAAUGAAUCCAUUGUUGUGGCUACAAGAUGCUGGUCACUAUUUGAGCUUGAAAAAUCACUACGCUAAUGCUGUCGCAUUUUUACAGGAAAAUGAUUGGGUAAUAAAUGCUUUGGCCAUCUCUUUUUGUCAGCCGGUAUCUGAUGUAUUAAGACAUAAUAGCUUGACUCAACUUGAUUGUCAGAUGCAGGAUGAACUUUAUACAGGUGUUUGAACAUGUACCUUCAUAGUCGCCCACAGCAUCUGUCACAUAUUGUCACAUUGACAGUGUUUUGGCUUCACACUUGCAUGGCCGUGUUUUUGCUCAAGUAAUCGUUUAUGAAAAACAAUUUAUAACUUGAUGUGCUUUGCAUUAAAAGCAAUUUAUGUCUUUUAUUUUAAAUUGCUUAGAUAUAUUUAAAAUGGGCACAUCCAAGCUUGUGUGGGUAAUGAUGAAAGUUCAAUCUAAAUGACAAAAUCUGAGUUUGGAUCUAAGGGUUUCUGGAGAGAUUUUUUUUUUUCUCUGACAGCAAGUAUUGCCAUUAUCACAUUGAGUCUGGUUGCAAACUGUUUAAAGUGCUAUGGAUUGUGUAAUAAAUCUGUAUGACGAUUUCUAUGCAGAUAGAAGUUUCGGGUACAGUGCACUUAAUAAAGGCAGUUUUUGUGUUA